Sceloporus undulatus (fence lizard) is the source of this 6318-nucleotide messenger RNA. RefSeq names its product chromobox protein homolog 6-like. Gene Ontology annotation, biological process: negative regulation of transcription by RNA polymerase II. The record is from RefSeq and is a predicted model, not a curated record. Gene Ontology annotation, cellular component: PRC1 complex. NCBI's taxonomy places the organism in Eukaryota, Metazoa, Chordata, Lepidosauria, Squamata, Phrynosomatidae. The transcript is spliced from 5 exons. The coding region runs from base 813 to 2030 and encodes 405 amino acids.
GCAGUGUGUUUUGGACCAAUGUUACUACAGUAUUGGUAUAGCUUCUUCUAGUUAAUUUCUGAUUACUAUAAAAUGGUGUAUUUGGAGUCAAUUUGUACUUUAUGCCAUUUUAUUCCGAAUCCUAAGACUUAUUUUUAAAUGAGGGGAAGCGCCUUAAAAUGUUAUCCUUUCUUUAAAACUCAAGAGUGGCAAACGCGUCUCUACUAUUUGGUCCUCAAAAUUAAUCGUACACUUCUAACAACGUGUGAGAAGAAUAGACUUUGGCCUAUCAUCCUUUCUGACUUUCCUUUGGUCCAAACCAAAACACACUCCAGAAAUAAUCCAGUUUGAGACCGUUUUAACUGCUCAGUGCUAGGGGACCCCUGAGAAUUGUGGUUUGUUUUGGCACAGACAAGAGCUUGUUCUAACCAGAGGAGGCUCAAUGUCUCACUAAACUACAGUUCCCAGAAUUCCCUAGCACUGAGCCAGGGCGGUUAAAACGGUCUCAAAGUGGAUCAUUUGUGCAGUGUGUCUUGUUGCUGGGCGCAGCCCCUGAGGGGACCAGCGCUCACUGACUGACUGGAGGCCUAGACUACAACAACCAACGUUCUUUUUCUCUCUUCCGCGCGCAUGCGCUCUAGUCUCUGCCUCUUUCUCGCUUGGGGAAAAUGUGGCGCAGGUUCUAAAUUGGAACGUUGGGGGGAGCGCGCGUGCGCGUCAAGGAGGGAGGGAAGUGAGGGGCGCGCGCGCAAACCGUUAGAGUAAAUCAGCGCGCGCUCUGUUGCAGCAGCAGCAAUAACCGCCGUUGCUGCCUGCUCUUCCUCCUUUUUUGCAUGGAGCUUUCGGCGAUCGGGGAGCAGGUGUUUGCUGUGGAGAGCAUCCGGAAGAAGCGGAUCAGGAAGGGCAAAGUGGAAUAUCUGGUGAAAUGGAAAGGAUGGCCCCCCAAGUACAGUACCUGGGAGCCUGAAGAGAACAUCCUCGAUUCCCGUCUGAUUGCCGCCUUCGAGCAAAAGGAACGUGAACGUGAGCUGUAUGGACCUAAGAAGAGAGGACCCAAGCCUAAAACUUUUCUGCUGAAGGCUCGGGCCCAGGCAGAGGCCCUACACAUUGGGGAUGUACAUUUUUCUGUUAAGCCUAGUUCCAGCACAUCCUCACCAAAGCUCCACUCCAGUGCUGCAGUGCACCGGCUGAAGAAGGACAUUCGGCGAUGUCACCGUAUGUCUCGCCGUCCAUUGCCUCGCCCAGAUCCCCAGAAUAGCGGUGUGGGUGGAGGCACAGGCAUACGUCCUCCUGUCUCACCCUUUUCAGAGACAGUCCGUAUAAUCAAUCGGAAAGUGAAGCCUCGUGAGCCAAAGCGCAGCCGCAUCAUACUCAACCUGAAGGUCAUUGAUAAAGGUGGGAAAGCAUCAGGUGCGGCAGGAAGCUUGGCACGGCCCAAGAUCCCAUCACGAAACCGUGUCAUUGGCAAGAGCAAGAAGUUUAGCGAGAGCAUGCUUCGCAACCAGAUCCGCCACAUGAAAUUUGGAGGUUUCCCUCUGUACAACAAACCAUCUGCUCCAUCUCCAUCACUGGAAGGGAAGACAGAGGCAGGAAGCUCUCAAGGUGCUUCUCGUGGGCUCAUUGGCUCAGCUGCCUACGAUGCCCGCAGUUCCAGCUCCUCUGACUGCCCAUCACCAGCUCCGCACUCCUCAUCUGAUCCAGAUGAUUCACCACCAAAGCUCCUUCCUGAGACACUAAGCCCUGCCAUUCCUGACUGGCGUGAGUCAGAGGUUCUUGAUCUGUCAAUUCCUCCUGAGUCUGCAGCCACUAGGAAGCGAUCUCCUUCAGGAGGAGGUGGAGCAAAUCAGAUGCCAUCAUCGCCAUCUUCAUCUGAUCCAGAGCAGGAAGCUGGUGAUUGGCGCCCUGAAAUGUCCCCUUGCUCAAAUGUGGUGGUCACUGAUGUCACCAGCAACCUCCUAACAGUCACCAUCAAGGAAUUCUGCAAUGCUGAGGAUUUUGAGAAGGUGGCUGCAGCUGGAGGUGGUGGAGGCAGUAGUGGCGGAGGCAAAUGAGAAGCUGCAUUCCUCUUCACUGGGGUUGGGGGAGGGGGAUAGGGCAGGGAGGCUCUACUGUAAGAUCAUGCAUGGUGUGAAUGCCUGUUUUCUCCUCUCUCUCCUUUUUCACCUAUUCUUUCUGUUUUAGCUUGGAAAUUAAGAUGAUAAUGGAGGGAUUGGAGUACAUGUGCUUGAAGUUGUCAGAUGUUAAAGCUGCUAGGGGUUGUAAUGGGACAAAAAAAUUCACUUUUGUCUGCAAGGAGUGUGUUGCACUUACUUGGAGGUUGGCAAAUAAAGACAUGAACGGAUGGCAGAUAUGUUUUUAAAUGAGGAUGUUUUUCCACCCAGCUUAGUGAAACAAUAUCUACUGGCCAAAGACAUAGGCAGAUUCUACACUCCUUAUUUUACAGCUCUUCAGCUAUAACCAAAAGCUGACACAUUUCUCUUACAUCUGUGAUUUGAGUACAAUGGCUAGCACUGACUAGACUCGAAGAAGAAGCUGGGGGGGGGGCAUUAGACAAAAGAGAGAUCGUGCUGGUUAAAUAGAGUCUGCUGCAGAAUUUCUUGGGGGAUUUAUGCAUCCUAAUCUGGCAAUAUCCUCCAGCUCUUCCACCUUGCAUAAUAUUAGGGGUGCUAACUUGUUUAAUUGUAGUAGCACUUGUUGCCAGCCUGGGUGUGUGCUCCCCUUUUCAUCUGCCUUUUUACCCCUGGUUCUAGCACAUCAUGUAAAUUUGUUUUGAUCAAACUAGAGCUUCUUCAACCUUUUAAAGCUGCCAGUUUUGUCAUGUCAUCUGCUGCCAUUCCUCCUCCUUCUUACUGAGGCACUUGGCUUUUUGAACGGUGAAAAAUAGAUGAAUUCAUAUCAUACAGGAGAGAUGGAAAUGUGUGGUGAGAAAAAGCCUAUUCAUAUUUUGCAUUGGUGAACUUGAUUUUAUCAUCUUUCCUGUGUGAUGGAUGAAAAAAGCUUGCCGUGCUUUUCCUCAUCUACACAUCUCUCUAGUUGAAUGAGAUGGAAGAACUUAAAUACCUGCAAUUUCCAGUAUCUCGUGCUGCCUCUGCAAUUGCCACCAAAGGUGCUAAGAACCUUUAUAAAUCUUACUAUGUGUCUCUUAGAACUUGAGUUGUAUGUGUGGUGUGCAUGUGCAGUAUAUGUUUGCCUCCCUCCCAGCCACCUCCCCACAAUGCAUUGCUUUAAAUGAAUUCAUUCUGACUGAAACCUUAACACCUUGUCUUGAAAGCAAAUGCUAAUGUGGUUUCUUUUGCUACCUUCCCUCCACCAUCCAACAGGUGUUAAUAACUAUGAACUCAUGUAUCCAAGGUUCAUUGCAGAAGUAAAGCCACUUCUGCAAGCUUCUGCUUCAUGGCUCUCUUGUCACAUUACGUUGCAUCCUUAUUGCAAGGUUUUUCCCCCUCCUGUGUGCCUGUUCUGUUACCAGUGGCACCUGUGUGUGCGUGUGUGCCUGUGUGUGAUGUUGCCUGUUACUCUGUUUGUAAAAUUUAUUACACUGUUGGGGGCAAAGGUGUGUUUGAGGUAAUCAUUCUUAAGGGCUUGCCUGCAUGCUAUGCUGUCACUGAAAUAACCCAGUUCUUCACAUCUGUUCCCUGUAUUCCUGUUUGAACUUUCUACCUUUCAAGGGCUUGCUUAGUGUUGUUUUGUUUUUUGUUUUUUUACAAUGAGUUAAUUAUUUAUCAAUACAUGUAAAAGCUGGUGCUGCAAACAUUGUGGCUUUUUGCUCCUUGAUUGACAAGUUUUUUUGUUUUGUUUUUUGAGGUGCUCUAAUCUUGGUGUCUCACAUUAAGAAGGACUUUUUUGCUCCUUUCUCUUCUCCUUUCUUUUUUAAUGUUGCCUCGCUUUUCUUCAAAGUACACAUUUCUUCAGUGACUUAGCAAAGUUCCAAUUGACUUUGUCUGUGCUUAAAGAACCCAGGACUUUGCCUACUACAGGUCUGAACGAUGGUAUGUGGUGAUAACCUUAAUAAUAAUCUUAAGUAUAAGUGUUUAUACAUAGAGAUGCCUAACAGAAGCAAAAUGUGUAAUGUUAAUCUGUGAUUGUCUGUGCCAGUUGAGUGUAGUUGAUAUCUAAGACAUGAGAUUCAAAAAUGUUGCUAUUCCUUUAUCCUAAUGUACAACACCUUUUGUGUCUUUUAAAAAUUCUUGAAACCAGUGAAUUUUUUAAUGUGUGCAGGGUUGUGAUCCUACACACCUUCCAGUAAUGUGUGAGUCCAAGGCUUUCUGCAGAUCCACUUGUCUAUGCUUUGGAUAGCUCUUUUUCUUUUUCUUUUUUUGGUGGGUUUGUUGAGGCAGGCUGUAUCACUGCUUUGCGUUGGAAGAAGUGGGAGGCUUACAGCUGUAGCUUCAAAGGUGGGUGGGCUGGGUGAGGGUAGAGAUGUAUAAUGGGAGGGUCAACAGGGAGACUUGUAUUAAAGAGAAGACUUUAAAGGAAAAAAUAGAAUUAUUUUAUGAAGCCGCAAGAGAGGAACUAUUAUACUGGUGCAUACUAGUCAAUCGUGUUUUGAGAUUGCUGGGUAUGUUUGUGGUGUUUUGUUUUGAAGUUUGUCUAAUAUUUGAAAGAAGUAGAUGGGCAAUAUAAAAGGGAAUUUUAAUAGGAAACUCCUCGGAUAUUUUAGUACAUGAUCCCUUGGUUGAUUUAUCCCUGGCUCCUUUCCAAGCUUUUUGUCAUCAUGGUUUGUACAGGUUGAAAUUUUGCCUUCCUUAAAAUGUGCAUAAUUUUAGAAACUGGUUGAUUUAAUGAAGGAAACCCCCAAGGGCAUCAGGUUGACUCUUUUAUUCCUUUCAGUGAUAAAACAAUAGAAUGGGACACUAUUUUGUUGGAGUUUGUUCCAGGAUAAAAAGGACCCAGUACCAGAAACUGGGGGCAGGCAGAGGGACAACUUCACAUGGUGUGGUAAAGACCAUUUCCCUUUAAUGCCUCACUGCUACUUUAACAUGAAGGUAAGGCAACCUGAUUCUUUUGGAGUGGAGAACUAAAUACAUGCCUAGGAGGUGCAUGACUGUGGUUCCUGGGUGUGUAUUUACUGCAUGCCUUCAGAUGUGCAGCUUCCUUGGCACGUUUGUGCUUCCUAAUGUACAUGAUAAAAAGAAAUUCAUCUCUCCCAUAAUAACUGACGCAGUCUUGAGUGAAGAAGACUUGAAAGCCUAUUCAGAUAGUAAUUCCUCCAUUGCCAUGUGUUCUUGGAGUAGUUGCCAUCAGAAUGGAAUUGGCAGCCAGUGUCCGGCUUAUGAUUGUCAUGUGCUGAUUCAUCUACAGCUGACACUUCAGCACCCUAAAGACUUUCUCUUGUGGAGAAGGAGGCACACUGACACUAAAGUCCAACAAGUUGAUAUUGAGGAGCCAGCUGAAUGGAGUAGGGUCUGUUGGUGACUUGGUAGUCGAUUGCAUUAGUGUUGCUUCUUCUAUCUCCUUACAUCCCCAUCAAAGAGGUGCAGGCUAGGGAUAUGGACAGGUCUACAGAAAUGUGGGAAAGUUGAGUUUGCAUAGCAUCAGAAGCUACUCUGAUGCAAAAAUAGUUCUGCUGAUCUGGCUGUCUCUUUGGCCAUUUACUUGAUAUUAACAGUCUAAUUAACUUAUCAGGGAGGAGGGGAGCAGGAUUGUACCAUCAAGGUAGAGGUUGGAUCUCCCUUAUCCAAAAUGUUUGGAACCAGAAGUGGUUUGGACUUGAGAGGUGUUUUUGGAUUUUGAAAUAUUUGCUUAUAGAUAAUUAGAUAUUUUGGUGCUAGAAUUCAAGCCUAAACAUGAAAUUCAUUUAUGUUUCAUAUACACCUUAUACAUAUAGCAUGAAAGUAAUUUUAUACAUAAUAUUUUUAAUAAUGUUGUGCGUGAAACAAAAUUUGUGUACACUGAACCAUGAGAAAGCAAAGGUGUCACUAUCUCAGCCACCCAUGUGGACAAUUUUGGAUUUUGGAAUACAUUAGAUUUCAGAAUUCCAAUUAAGGAGAUUCAACCUCUAGUACAUUUGCUCACAGAGUUUCGAAUAUCUUCCCACACCAUGCCAGAAAAAAAUACAUGUGAUUUGUGGAAGUGGGGAAGCAGCAAAUGUGUGCCCAUGGGAUGCUGGGUGAGUGUUGACUUUUUUCCUCCUCAUUUGGUACACUUUGAAAACAAAUUGUUUUCAUUCCUGUUAAAUGGCAACCUUGGUCCUUGAUACAAUUUGACCACUAGAGGAUGAUGCAGAGUUAUUGUUAUUACUUAGUAACUGAGCUAUGUUUGAUGCCUUGAAUCUUUCCGAAUGUUUCCUCUUGUGAUUAGAGGAUAAAAAACAUGCUGUAGACACACUUGGUUGGAAGA